Hibiscus syriacus is the source of this 1526-nucleotide messenger RNA. RefSeq lists its product as uncharacterized. The transcript has 4 exons. The record is from RefSeq and is a predicted model, not a curated record. Lineage: Eukaryota; Viridiplantae; Streptophyta; Magnoliopsida; Malvales; Malvaceae. The coding region runs from base 2 to 1441 and encodes 479 amino acids.
AAUGAGUACCCGUAAUCACUCCCACCCCGCAUCUCACUCUCUCUCGUCCCCCAAAUCCCCAACCGCCAUUAUGAUGGAUCGGACCCUCUCUUCCCGCCGCUCUCAGCCCUACUCCGACUUCGAUUUCCCCUCCUCUUCCUCCGCCGCCGUAGCCUCCUCCUCUUCCGCCUUAUCUCCCAUCCCCAGAUCCCCCACCUUUCUCUCUGACGACGAGUCCAAAACCAAGAAGCCUCACCUCUAUCUUUUGGCCACUAAUUACAUUUCCCGCUUCGGACUUGUCAAAUCUCCGUGCCUCUGCCUCUCUCUCUGCCUAAUUUUCAUCGUUUUCGGGCUCUUCUCUUUGAUGCUGAACUCUCGCUCCUUCGUUUGCGUUUCGACUUAUGACCCGAUCUCUCGGGUCAGUCUAUUUGGUCUCGAUGGUGUUGACUCCGAUUUCGGAUCCCUUGGCGUUCCUUGGUGCAGAUCGAAACAUGGAAAAACAGUUGAAUGGACAUCCAAAGAUUUAAUCAAUGGCUUGGAGGAGUUUGUACCAAUAUAUGAAAUUCGACCAAUAAAAAACAACAUGUAUGGGAUGGGUUUUGACCACAGCUUUGGGCUUUGGUUCAUUGCCCGGUGGCUAAAACCAGAUAUAAUGAUUGAGAGUGGUGCGUUCAAGGGACAUUCCACUUGGGUUCUGCGGCAAGCAAUGCCCGACACACCAAUUAUCUCGAUCACACCCCGGCAUCCCGAGAAGUACUUGAAAAAGGGGCCUGCUUAUGUUGAUGAAAAUUGCACAUACUUUGCUGGAAAAGAUUUUGUGGAUUUUGGAAGUGUUAAUUGGGAGAAGGUGCUAAAGGCUCGUGGAAUUUCUGAUUUCAGCCGGGUUCUUGUCUUCUUUGAUGACCAUCAAAAUGAACUGAAAAGGCUAAAGCAGGCAUUGAAAGCUGGCUUUCGUCAUCUUGUUUUUGAAGACAAUUAUGAUACCGGGACAGGAGAUCAUUACUCAUUGAGGCAGAUUUGUGACCAGUUCUACAUAAGAGGAGGUGGCCAUAGCUGCUUUAGGGACAGCGAUGAAGCCAGAAUUCGAUCGAAAAGAAAGAAAUUCUGGGAGAAGGCUGUGGAUACAGAUGAACUUUGUGGGCCACAUGAGGCAUGGUGGGGUGUUAGAGGAGAGAUGCGGGAUAAUUUUAACCACAAUAAGACCAUAAUCUCUUAUGGCGAACAUUUUCAAAACAGCAGGUUCGUUGAAUCGAUUCUUGAUGUUUAUUGGGAGCUGCCACCGACGGCUGGUCCAUCUCUCACCCACCAAACUCGCUAUGAUCCUGGCCGCGCACCUCCUCCUAUUGUUGAAGAUGGUCGAUAUCGCUUGUUUCAACGGCUUGGUUUAGAUAGGCUGGAGAGAUCUGUAUUUAACGGAUAUACACAGAUGGUAUAUCUGCAAAUUUCUGAACCUGAAUCUUGAAAGUCUCCAGGAUCAGAUCUGAUUUAACUUCAGUAGAUGAAAACAGGUGCCAAUAUUUUCUUUUCUUCUUAGCAAGUUAUGAUGA